AAGAAAAUCUCCCUAGUGUAUCAGUGACAAGCAUGUAAACCCAUCUCCUAAGGCAGUGGUUCGCAACCUUUCCACACUACUGUUCCCCUUUCAGCAGUCUGAUUUGUCUUGCGUACCCCCAAGUUUCACCUCACUUAAAAACUACUUGCUCACAAAAUCAGACAUAAAAAUACUGAAGUGUCAGUGCACACUAUUAUUGAAAAAUUGCUUACUUUCUCACUUUUACCAUAAUGUUAUAAAAUAAAUUGGAAUAUAAAUAAUGUACUUACAUUUCAGUGUAUAGUAUAUAGAGCAGUAUAAGUAAGUCAUAUGAAAUUUUAGUUUGUACUGACUUUGCUAGUGCUUUUUAUAUAGCCUGUUGUAAAACUAGGCAAAUCUCUAGAUGAGUUGAUGUACCUCCUGGAAGACCUAUGUGUACCCCCAGGGCUAAGCAUCCCCCUGGUUGAGAACCACUGUCCUAAGGGAAGGGACGGGAACCCCAUUAGGACAUUACAAACUAGCUGUGUAAAUGGACUGUAGGGGACCAUUGUGCCAUGGCCCAUGGAGGAGGACUGUAGCAAAACAGCAGUAAAUUCUCUCUUUAGAUCUCAGUAAUAGCUGGGAACAAGCUUUCAGCUCAGCUCUGUUGUUAUGUAUGUCCAACUCGCUCCCUGCAGUGAUAGUUCUGUUUCACUUGAAGUCAGGGCACGGGCUAAAGGAGCCUCAAAGUUGCACUGACUGCCAGACUGUGACUGCUAGUAGAUACAGCCUUGUAUUGCAAAGAUCCUCAGUCUCACUGCUCUGGGACUUCUGUGAAAAACACAUCCUGUGUUCAAGUCUCCUGGGGACAGACGCUUUCAGCUUGGAUCAACCCUCAUUGUCCAGCAUCCCCCUAUGCUUAACGAAAUAUGGAAACAACUCAAAUUGGUGACGGAGCUAAAGCCUGGAUGAGUUUGGGUGUCAGGCAGUAGUAUAGGGAGGGGAAGUGCACUUUCUCUUUGUAGAUUCAAGGGUUUAGUUGUUCUCAUUGUGGUUCAACUGUGUCAAUCAAUGGAGCCAUCCAAUGGCCUAAGAAGUCUCUCCCUGUGCGUAGAGGGGGUUCUGCUGGAGCACAGUGGCUGGGGAGACCUGGAAGCCAUCAUGUGGGGGCAGAGCAGGGAAAUGGGAGCAGAACCAAACCCCCCCGUUUAUUAGCGCUACUUGCUGUCAGUGCAGGGAUCUGCAGCAGCCACUCGAAGAAGCUGUGAGAAGAGACGAUUCGAGUUGCCAAUCCUAGUAAAAGGUGAAGGGACAGGAUCUCGUCCUCACAUCCUCCACACAGGAUCCACGUCAUCUUCCACCGAGUCCUCUCCGAUGGGAAAGUGUCUGCAGGGGGUGCUGCCCAGGUGCCGGUGACGUCUGAGGACGGCAGGGUCUGUUUCUCCCCGGUGGAGUGGGCGGCGUUAGUGGAGUGGCAGAGGGAGCUGUGCGAGCUGGUCACCUCGCUGGGUGAGGACUGUGUCUGGUGCACAAGUUAGAGGGGCCUCGGUGCAAGCAGCUCCACGGGGAAGAGCGAUCAUGCUGGGCCCCUGGUGGAGCGCAGGCUCAGGUGUUGCCUGUUGCAGGGUCUGAGAGCCCCAUCCCCCACACAAGGCAGCUGGCCCUGCGGCUGGGUGUAGCCAUGUCUGAAGAGUCGCACCCAUCAAAGGAGGGGGCCGGAUGGCACCGCGAACUGGAGAUGGGCUGUGGAACCUUUUCUCGCGGCGCCACCAAUUCAAAUCCAGGCCACCCAGCUCUCAAACCUGAUCUCUUGUUCCGGAUUGAACGAGGGGAACCCCCAGGUGUUGGGGUUCAGCUGGUCUCUGGUGGCUUAGAGCGUCCGCCAGAUCCCUGCGCAGGCUAUGGAUUUUUCAAGCCCGAUGGUUUAUUCCAUAUUGAGCAAUGGGAGGAGCGAUAUAUCGAGGCUCAGCAGAAACUGGAGGAGAGCAAGAUCCCCGGAAGUGCCUGCGUAGCAGAGCAUGGGGGUGUGAACACAGUGGAGCAGGAAGAGAACUCUGAGAGCUUUGCUGCAGACUUAGAGCUGUCCCCCGUGGUCUGUGACCUUUCUGAUGGCUCGUUUCACAGUCGGCAGCUGGUGUCCAAGAGUCAGCAGAGAAACCAGACCAGGAUCAAGAUGGAGGAAUCAGCUGGCUUCAGCAAGUGUUCAGAUGCCGUCGUAUGCCAGCUAGGGGCUGGGCCUUUCCAGUGUGCUGAGUGCGGGAAACGCUUCCGCCAGAAGCAGAGCCUCAUCACGCAUGAGAGAAUCCACACAGGAGAGAAGCCCUACAGGUGUCCAGACUGCGGGAAGAGCUUCAGCCAGAAGCCCAACCUCCUGACUCACCGGCGGAUCCACACCGGGGAGCGGCCCUUCUCCUGCACGCAGUGUGGGAAGAGCUUCAGCCAGAAGGCCAAUCUCAUUGCCCACCAGAGAACCCACGCAGGGGAGAAGCCGCCGCUGUGGGGUGGGCUUGGGGGGAAGCCAAAGUCCCCAGCACGCCAGGGAGACCAUGAGGAAAAGCGGCCGUUCGUAUGCCCCGAGUGUGGGAAAAGUUUCACGCAGAAACCCAACUUGGUGACUCACUACCGGACCCACACGGGUGAGCGGCCCUUCAGCUGUGCCCAGUGCGGGAAGAGCUUCAAUCAGAAGACCAACCUGGUGACUCACUACAGGACCCACACUGGGGAGCGGCCCUACGCCUGCCCCCAGUGCGGGAAGCGUUUCACCCAGAAGACCAACCUGGUGACUCACCAGAGCACCCACACGGAUGUGCGACCCUACCCGUGUGGGGAGUGCCAGAAGUGCUUCAAGGACAAGGUGUCCCUGAAAGCGCACCAGAGAACCCACAGCCUGAGCCAGCCCAGACCCUGUGGGAAUCCAGAGCCAAUCCCACUCCACGGUCCCCCCGCCAUGCCGCUCCAGCCCGCAGGCGCUGAGCAGGAGAGUCAGCGCAAUCCUGCUCAGCCGGUGCUAGCCCAGAAGAUCCCCGGAAGCCAGGCACCAUGCAUGUGCACUGACUGCGGUAGCAGCUUCCCGCAGAAACAGCAUAUCCCACUGCCCCAGCAAACCCCCUCAGCAGAGCAGCCCUUCCUGUGCAUGCAGUGUGGGGAAAGCUGCCCACAGGCGGCUCUUCUGAAGCACCAGCCCAGCCAUGCCAGGGAGAGGCCCUGUGAGAGCGCCCAGUAUGGGAGAGGCCUCAGCCUGAACCAACAUCUCCUCAGACACCUGGAACCCUGCCUGGGCCCUGGUGACGCGGCGCACGCGGCCCCUGGGGCAGAGCGGCCCUUCAUCUGUAACCAUUGCGGAAGCAGCUUUAGCUUUUGGCCGGCUCUCAUUGCCCAUCAGAGCAGCCAUGCAGGAUGGCAGCCAUAUCAGCUUCCUGAACGUGGGAAAGGCCUCAGGCCCCGGCUGUCCCUGCCAGCCCAGCAGGAUGUGCAGGUGCGGGAGACAGCCUGGACGUGCCCCGAGUGCAGGCAGAGCUUCAGCCAGCACAGCCAGCUGGCAAAGCACCAGGAAAGCCACGGGGGUGACAGGCCCCAUCGGUGUGACGUGUGCGGGAAGAGCUUUGGCUUGAAAGCCAACCUGAUGACACACCAGCGGCUCCACACGGGCGAGCGGCCCUUUGCCUGCAGCCAGUGCGGGCGGCGCUUCAACCAGAAGGGGAACCUGGUGACUCACUACCGGACCCACACGGGUGAGCGGCCUUUCUCCUGCCCCCAAUGCGGCAAGAGCUUCAGCCAGAAGCCCAACCUCCUUGCCCACCAGAGAACCCAUAUGGGGCGGCGGCCCUUCGCCUGUGCCCAGUGCCCCAAACGCUUCAAGGGCAAGAUGUCCCUGAAGAUCCACCAGCGUGUCCACAUAGGGGAGAGACCUCCCGCAAGGCCGCUGAGCGUGGAUCUGAUGGAGGCCCACGCUGGGAAGAGGUACUGUUCCCACUCCCCAUGUGGGAAACCCUUCAAGGAGCACAUAGCCCUGCAGCUCCCCCAGCGAGUGCCCGGUGGGGAGCGGCCGUACGCCUGCCCGGAGUGUGGGAAAUGCUUCCGGCAGAAGGUCACGCUGGUCACGCACCUCCGGACCCACACUGGAGAGCGGCCGUUCCAGUGCACCCAGUGUGGGAGGAGCUUCAGCCAGAAGCCCAACCUCCUCACGCACCAGCGGACUCACACUGGCGAGCGGCCCUUCGCCUGCACCGUGUGCGGGAAGGGCUUCAGCUGGAAGCCCAACCUGGUGACCCAUUACCGCACCCACACCGGGGAGCGGCCCUAUAGCUGCUCCGACUGCGGGAAGACCUUCAGCCAGAAGCCCAAUCUCCUCACUCACCGCAGAACCCACUCCCAGCAGAGACCGUAUGCUUCCCCCAGUGCCACGCAAGCUUCCCCCACGGACACCCCUUCACCCUGCGCCGCUGUGGGGACUGGCCCCACGUGCACUUGGCCUGCAGAGGGGGCCUCGGCCACUGUGUCUCCCACGGCAGGGAGCUCCUGAAGCCAAGCAAGCAGAGAUGUGGUGUCCGUGCAGCGGGGGUGGCAGGAGCUUGGAAGAUCAGAGAGCUCUGUGAGCGAACCCGAGAGCGCCUGCCCCCGGUGUGAGCCAGAGCGAGUAGAGCGUGCACCUGGUUGGCGAGCUGUACAGUGACUGGAUCUGGGAACGUGGGGCUAACCCGUGCUGCUGUCGCACCCACGACACCAGACACGGACAGGGGAACGUUACAGCCAGAAGCCAGAUCUGACUUCAUUCUACACACACCGAACUUCAGAGAGGGCACAGCUCCUGACAGCGGGCAAGCCGGCUGGUUGAUCAGCACGCACUGCUGCAGGGUGCGAGGAGACGCCAAGUACUGCUGUGAGCAGAACGAGGGGAGGGCGCAGCAAGCUGGCAGGCCUGGGACCCUGUGGCGAGUGUCCUGGGAAACCCAAACCCUGCAAGAGACUCCCUGGGAGGGAACGGCCCAUGGAGCUCUACCCUGUGGCCUCCCUGGAGCUAAACGUGGGGUGGGGGCGGCUCUUGGAAGCUGUGAUCCAAACAGAGGUGGAGCCUGGCUAGCCUGGGCGUAAGUUGUACCGAGGGUAUUGCUGGGCUCUGGAUCCCCCCCCCGAGCCAUCUGCAGGGAAGUGAAAGGCCACCUGGGGCUGCAAGCUCCAGCCCCUGUAGAAACAGUUACAGCGUCCCUUUUAUUUUCGUGCCUUCCCCCCAGAGUGUCUGCACUUCAUGGGGGUCGGGGGGCAGGAGGCCCAGCCCCAGCCCCAGAGAAGGCUGCGGUUGGUCUGAAAGCAGUGGGGGCCCCACGAGGACGAGGUGCCCUUCCUGGGGAGCAGGAAGGAGAAGCUGGGCACUGAUGCCCUGGUGGAGGAGGACUGCGUGCUGGGGCAGAGCUCCGCUCGAUGGCGUUGAUAACUGUAACACGAUAACUACGCAGCACUGCUGCCCGUCAGGUCAGAGCUGAAAACCAGAAGGGACAGCCGGGCGACACGGGGAGCCCUGGUACCUGGUUAGCUGAGCCCCCAGCCUCAGCCAGGUGUGUAACUAGCUCCACGGCAGAGAACGGAGGCAUGAAUAGGUUCCAGCAUGAUCUCCCAGCUACGCUCGUCCCGUCGUCCCAGCAGGAAUGUGGCGACACCAUGAAUGACAUAUGUCUCAGGAAGAAAAGAAAUACUAAUGGCGGGAGGACUGUGUGGGGGGUGGGGCACACACAGAACCCCAGGCAGAUUGUGGAGGGCAGAAUGGGGGGCACACAGAGCCUCUAGCAUGAGGCUGUGGGUUGCAGCAGGGAGCCCCUGUACUAGAGGGGGAGGGAGGGUGGCACCCGGGGAGCUUGGGGGAAUGGAGGGACCCCUGGUAUGUGUGCUGAGCUUGGCCUGCAGAAGUGACAGCGCGUGUGGUGACCCUCUCGUAAGUCUCUUACAUGAAAACGCAGCUAGCAGUCCCCAGGUUGUUACAGCUAAGGGGGUAUCCCCUGGGUAGGUCGGUCACUCAGCAAUGGGCCAGGCUCUGACAGCUGCCCCCAAAGCCGACCCCAGGGCUGUGCAGUCCCAGGCAGCAGUGGACGUCUGGCUCUCAGGCCUCCCCAGGAUCCCUUGUGCUGGCAGCGAAGGCAUUGCCUGUCUGUGGAUUGCUGCUGCAGGGUGUGGGCGGGACUGAAGCUGCAGAUGAGUGAGCAGAGGUGGGGAGGGGACAGCCUGGCCUGUGGGCGUGGCUGGUUGAACAGGGUCGAAUGAGGGGAAGGAAGAAGCCAGGGCUGCUUGGGGCAGGGGGUACCAAAUCCCGUCUUCACUUAGUGACAGUGAGGUGGGGCCUGUGCUGCGCCAUCUCUGCCCGGGCACCAGCCCCUGCUGUCACAAGCACAGGGCUCUGCUUUUCCCACGGGCUGGGGCAGGAGGUUGGGACAGGCUGUGGGAAAGGAGCCCUUUGUGUGACCGUCUCAGACCGGUUCCCGCCAGUCAUUGCCAGCCUUGGUCCUGUUGGACAGUCCCAGCACGCAGGCAGAAUGGGCCACUGGCCCUGGCCUCCCCUGAGCCCCAGAGGUGGUGAUCUGGGGCAGGGUUGGGAGAUGUGCGUGCGCACAUGUGAAGCUUGCAGGGCCCUGCCGUAUCUGCUGACUGGUUCACAGGGCUGCUAGGCCAGCGCCUUUCUCCCGCGCUGACCUUACAUAGCUCCCCAGGAGCGCUGGGGGAAGAGGUGGCUACAGAACCCACUGGGGCUUUUCUCUCCUUGUGUUUUGCUACCUGACCACGCUCUCUGUCUCAGUGCUGACAUCUCCCGAAGCUUUGGGGCCCCUCCCAGCAGCAGCUGCUGGCUAGGGUGAGAGUGGGCACUUGGAUGGGAACAAACGAGCGUGUUGCUUCCUUUCAUUCUUGUCUAGCAUCUGUAAGUCCCCCCAGCAUGCCAGAGAGGCACCGCUGUGCAGCAGGGCCCAUGGAGCACGGUGCUAUGGAGGGGUCACUGCCCCAGGUGGUGGGUAGUGAAAGGCUGCACACACCCCACAAACAGGAUGAGUUGGUAGGGGACUGGGGUGCUUUCACCUUAAAGUACAUUUGUGCAAAAGCUGAGAGCCGUGCGCACCCCGUCCCUGCAGCCAUCUCCCCGCUCUUCUCUUGCUUGUGGGCAUGGAGCCACUUCGUUCCCAGCCACUGAGCCGCACCGGUGAGGACCGCGUCCUGCUCUGGAUGUUGGUUAGCGCUGGGCGUGACACGGACUUGUGCCUUCAGAAGAAGUUCUUCAGGGCGGGCACUCUUCCUGCACCAGGGCUCUUGGUGCUAUGCUAAUACCCACGAUAACUGCGUGUGUUUGUACUUGCUGCAGGCCGUGGGCACUCACUAGGUUAUAGCAGUAGGAAUGGGCGUUUCAGCCCUCUGUGGUUGGUAAUCUAGGCCUGCCCUGUCCCACGACAGGCCCUGAUGUGCUGCCAUUGUCUGCCACUGCGCAAGGUGUGCGUUUCCAAUGUGCCAGGGAGCUCAUGGACCGGAGGUGGCAUGUCAGUUCCUUGGGGGUCAGCACAGCGCUUCCCCACUGAGGUAGGCAGGCAGAGCCUGGAGGAGCGGUAAGGACUGAGCGUUACUCGCUGAUCAGGCUCCUGGCUUAGAACACACCUGACUAGGCAGCCAGCUGGAUGGGACUGGGAGGGGCAGGAGGCUGCUGGAUAGGGCGGGAUGGCACAGUUGCUCAGCAUGGUUGGGGACCAUUUCUCUAGCAUGAGGUCAAACCUGCUGCAUACCUGCAGCCCUCUCAUCACCAUCUCGUGCUGCUGCUGUGUGUUCAUGGCAUGGCCCUGGUGGGAAAUGCCCCUGUCACCAUCCCUGUUAACCCAGCCCCACGCUCCUGCCGUCUUUAAUGCCAGGCGAGUCUAUUUCUGCCCAAUAUGUUCAUUUAAAAUAAAAGCUUUGGGGCAGCAGGUGA
This is a messenger RNA of Caretta caretta (loggerhead turtle), 7888 nucleotides long. The record is from RefSeq and is a predicted model, not a curated record. Lineage: Eukaryota; Metazoa; Chordata; Testudines; Cheloniidae.